UAUGAUUUUCUCUUUUUUCUUAUUUAUUUUUCUGAUUUUUGGAAUUUAAAAAAAAACAUGAAAAUAAAAAGAAAAAUAAAUCUAUUCCCUAAUAACCCACCUAAACCCCACCCCAUCCACGUUUCUUUAUACUCUCUCUCUCUCUCUCUCUCUCUCUCUCUCUCUCUCUCUCUCUCUCUCCAAUGCUUUGCCACUAACCACCCCUACUGUCGGAAACCACCAUCAUCGUCGGAAACCGCCACCAUUUUCGCCAGAAACCGCCAUUGCUGUCACUAGAAGAUUUGAAAGACGACAUUGACCUCUUCUUCGGAAUGCCUUCGAUCCAAAAACCCUUGUCAGAUAUUUCCAAAUAUGUUCAGAUAUGUUCAUCAUUAGAGUCAUCACCCUCUUUCUCAGGUCGUCCUUCUCCGACUCGAUUUCUAGCAGACAACGGUGGUGGUUUCAUGGUGGUUUCCAAACAGUUUGCACACGUUUACAAAUCGGGAUGCUCCCUUGCAUCGUCGCCAAUGAAUUGUGGCUCGAGUUUUCGACGAACUGUGGCUCUAGAUCGCCCUUCUCUGCUCUAGUUUCCUUCUCUAGCGAUAUCAUAGAAUGCAAGAGUUCUUUUCCAUCUUCUCCAAUGGAGAUGAAGGACAACAGAUAUUUCCAAAUUUGUUUCGAUGGUCGUUCGACGGCUUUGAAGAAGGAAGUAUGAAUAGGAAGACGAAGAUCUACAGAGUUGUUUGGGAGCUAGGGUUUUCAAAAUGUAAACCACCUUAGAUCUCGAAAAACAAAGACAAAAAAACGGUGGUGGCUUAUGAUCUAUGAAAAAUCUGAAGAGGAAACCAUCACUGAAAGUUCAGAUCUACGUCAACAUUGGCGAUGGUUAGACAAAUAAUAGUGGUUGUCGGCAAGUGGUGGUGGUGGUGGUGAUAUUUUUCUGUGAAAAAUCAGGUCAAAAAGUUUCAUUCAAUAUAGUAUAUUAUUAAGUACUUCUAAUUUUUAUCUAUGAAAUAUUAAUUUAUAAUGUAUUUUUAUUAGUAGUUUUUUAUUAAAUUAAAUUUGCAAAUAAAUAGUUUAUGUUAGUUUUUUUAUAGAGUUUAUUAAUAUUUUUUAUAGAGUUUAUUAAUAUUUAAAUUAUAUAUUUUUUAAAAUGUUUUGAUUCUUGAAAAGCGAAUUGAAAAAAUUGAGUUAAACAAAUAAUAAUUUGGUUGGAAUGGACCGGAUUUUGAAUUUAGUUUUAACUAUUCAAUAUAUGUUGUGAAAAUCAAAAUUAAUUUGAAUUCACUUCGGAUUAGGGGAUUUGGUUAGGGAGAUACAAAAAUAAUACUUCAAGAUCCAUAAGGUGCAUGGGGUCUUUGUUCUUCUUAGCAUAUAUUAUUUUGGCACAAAUAUUUUAAACAAACACCCUAAAAACUAUAGUGUUUAUAAAUUUGCUAGAGAUUAUUAUAUCGUGUUGUUGGAUUAUAAAGUUUAUGAGAUAUAUAAGAUCAACCCUUAACUAACAAGAAAAGUAGGCUUGUGUUGGAGUUGGACUGUUGGCUCUUCUUAAUAAACAACAGAGUAAAUUACACGAAUUGUCUCUCGUGUAGGUGACAAAAAGCACGUUCAGUCCCUAUUUUUAAUAAUUAACUUAGACCAUCCCUCAUUUGUUUUGAACUUGCAAGUUUUGUCCAUGUUGGCCUGAAAUGACUAUACUGCCCUUUCUCAUUUCUUUUUUAGUUUCUUUUUAAUUUGUUUAUUACAUUUAAUAAAAAAAUAAAUGCGGACUUUCUCGUGACCCUGCAUUCACCCAUCCCCAUUCUUUUAGGUUUGUUGUUUGUUUGGGUAUCAAUCUGGCAUCACCAACACCAUCUGCCACCACCAUUACCACCGUCUAGCACCAUAAUCUACCACCAGUAACCCAAAGUGAUAGAGAUCAGAUGUUCUGCUUCCCACAAAAUCAAAAACAUAUCACAAGUGUUGUUUGUUUUUUACACAAUCGCACACAUUAGUUCACGAAAUCGAAUCACCCACCAAAAUCAAUCACUAAAAUCGAAUCCCCUACCAAAAUUUCCCAGUGAAAACGAAUUCAAUCUCAUUUCAGUUUUCAAUUGGGAUUAAGUAACAAAAAUAUAAUCGGAUUUUGUGAGGGGGUUUACAUUGUUAAUCACCACCAUAUUUGGCUGUGAGUGAAGCUUGAAUUGAACAUUGAGGUGAAGGUUUGAUUCCGACGUCAAGGAGAUGAAAAUAGAAGAGAGAUAGAGAUAGACAAAUAAUGAUCUUACAGAGAAGAUCUGCACUCCGACAGUCACCCAAAACCCUAGCCGCCAUCGACUUUUCCUCUUUCUCCAACAAUACCACCGAUACCUAUUCUGACACUACCCAUCAACACUAGGUCACAAUCUGUAGCAAGAUUCAGACCACAUAUCAAAAUUGAUGCUGAGAUCCACAUCAGAAAAUCAGAAAUCAAAAUCAACGAUGAUAGCUGCACUUGGUUCCUAUUCAAACGGAAAAGAGAAAAAGAAACUAGCGUGCUACAACGUGUAAAUUUAAAAUAACAAGGGACAAAGCGUGCAAAUUUUAAAAUAAUAAGGGAUGGUUCGAGUUAUUUUUUGAAAAUAGGGACCAAACGUGUCUUUUAACACUUGCACGAGGACGAUUAGUGUAAUUUACUCUAAACAAUAAUGCCAUUGUUGUAGUAUGAAUUAGUACAUCAUCGGCCCACACGCGUCUGGGAAACGCAAACCCGCCGAGGAUUUGAAAUCUUGUGGUUAAAGGUAAUCGCAAAAUUGUAUCUUCAACAACAAAUUUUCCGUUCGUCCUUGCUUCUAUUCAACGUAAUCUCCGUUUUCUCUUUUCCCCAAUCAAUAUUUCCCCCCUUUUUUUGUUUGUCAUAGAAUGAUUUUAUUAAGUAAGCGGUGAGAUAUGAUUUUAAUAACAUUGAGGGCUUGUUAUCGGUUUUGCAGUCUUGGUAAUCUCACGUCUCAAAGUCAACCGAAAGAUCAACGAUAUGUUCAAGUUUUGGGGUUCUCAAGAACAACAAGCUGAUGUUGAUCCAAGGCCACAGGAAGUUUCUACAAUCUCAUGGUAUUCCCCCUCAUCAAGUUCUUCUUCUCGACCCUCAACACCUAAUUCCAUCAACACCAUGCAAAGGCCUGGAGAUCAACCUCAACCUCACUUAUUAUUUCCUGUUUCUCCUACAGAGGCUGCUGCCAUAAUUGUUUAUCUAAAAGACAAAAGUGAUGAUGAGUUGAGGAAACUUUUGUCUGACAAAGAGGCCUAUCAACAAUUCUUGCUUUCACUUGACCUUAUCAAAACUCCAAAUAAUUUAAGAGAUGAACUCAGGAAUGAAACUCUGCAACUUGCUAGAGGAAACUUGGCAAAAGAAUCAUGUAUGACAGAACUGCGCAACCAAUGCAUGAUCAUAAGAACAACUGAAUUGGCAACUGCUGAAGAGAAGCUAAAUGAGCUCAACAGGCAAAAAACAGAAAUCCUCAGAUCUUACUCCGCAGUCUCUUUGUUACACCAACUUCAAGAGCUGAUAAAUAAGACGGAUGAAGAAUCUGAAAUGUUGCAUAAACAACUACUUGAAAAGGAGAUGGAUGUUCCAAGUUUUGUUCACAAGUACAAGAAGUUGCGUGUGGAUUACCAUAAACGUGCUCUAACACACCUUGCAGCCACUACAUCUUUGUCGGGUUAACCGGUUUCUUUAUUUGAAAUUGAACAUUGCUACAAGUAACAUAUUGUAACUACAAGAGAUUUCAUCUUGUUGUGUUUGUAAAUUUGUUGAAUCUUUGAAAAAGAACCAGGGUUUUGUUUGUUUUUUA
Molecule: messenger RNA, 3788 nt
Organism: Lactuca sativa (garden lettuce)
Lineage: Eukaryota; Viridiplantae; Streptophyta; Magnoliopsida; Asterales; Asteraceae
Product: vacuolar protein-sorting-associated protein 37 homolog 1
Biological process (GO): ubiquitin-dependent protein catabolic process via the multivesicular body sorting pathway; protein targeting to vacuole; protein targeting to membrane
Cellular component (GO): ESCRT I complex
Source: RefSeq, a predicted model, not a curated record